AUGCCCACGCCCUCAUCGAAUAGGCCCGACCCGCCGUCCCCACGCUUUUCCUUCACGUCAUGCCCCGACAUUGAGACCGAUAUCGACGAGCAGCUGCCACAAGAACAACAAACCCCGGCGGCACCAUCGCCACAGACAUUUUCGCAGCAGGACGCCCACCCCGCGGCCGUUUCUUCUCCCGACUCACAAUCGUCUUCUGCUUGGCAACGUCAUUAUCCUUCAGCCCUCACCGAUCCCGCCGACCAAAACGCUCGGCCGGGCACGGCGACAAGUGGCGAGUCGCGCCCGAGUAUCAUGUCGCCGGGAUCACAACAAGACCUUGGCGAGUCGAUCGAUCCGCACAUGCGGGGGAGUGACGAGUCGGAGGUGAUUUCGACGUCUGGGGAUAAUAAUACUGUUGGAGAGAGGUACAAACCCGCGGAAACAGACGAGGAGAUGAGCCCUUCUAUCACCGGCGGGACGCCGCGCGAACGCGCUAUUGCGGAUGCUCGCCGGGCGAGUUCAUUCGCAUAUUUGGGCAGUCCAAAGUCGAAGGGGGUCGAGGGGUCGUCGCAAAACCCUAACGCGGCGUCGAAGACCGAGGCCGGGACGGUGGGGAAUCCGUUGGUGGGCAGGGGUCCGAGGUGGGUGGAGGACAGUGGGCUCUCAGGCCUGGGCCUCGAGUAUUCACACAUGCGCAUCAUGACCCCGGCACCGUCGCUGUAUCUUCACCCAGGCACCCGGUACGUUGGGACCCAAACAUCAGAGCGCCAACGAUAUGAUGUUGAGGUGGAGAUCAAACACGUUGACAUGCGGGAGUCGUUCAUGUGCGGGUACCUGAAGAUCCAAGGCCUGAGCGACGACCACCCCACACUAACAACCUACUUCGAGGGGGAGAUGAUUGGGCCCAAGUAUGGUUUCAUCACACAGCACGAGGGCUGGGGCGCUACCGAAAAGAUCGACUUGUCGCACUGGUCUAAGUUCACAGCCUUCAACCCCCCGACCAGCAGUAGCAGCGGUAGUGGGCAGUCUUCGCGGAAGAUCCGCCUACCCAGCACUAUGUACGAUCUCGACCAACGCGAGAACAUCUUCAUGCGCUGGAAAGAACACUUUCUAGUGCCCGACCACCGCGUCCGCACCAUAUCGGGCGCCAGCUUCGAGGGGUUCUACUAUAUCUGCUUCAACCAGGCGAUUGGAGAGAUCAGUGGUGUGUACUUUCACAGCAAGAGUGAAAAGUUUCAACGACUAGAGUUGAAAUACGUCCCCAACAGGGGCUGUUUUGGCGACGUAGAGUUCCGGUAA
Molecule: messenger RNA, 1281 nt
Organism: Dichotomopilus funicola
Lineage: Eukaryota; Fungi; Ascomycota; Sordariomycetes; Sordariales; Chaetomiaceae
Product: vacuolar import and degradation protein-domain-containing protein
Exons: 4
Coding region: 1-1281 (426 amino acids)
Biological process (GO): negative regulation of gluconeogenesis; proteasome-mediated ubiquitin-dependent protein catabolic process; protein targeting to vacuole
Cellular component (GO): GID complex
Source: RefSeq, a predicted model, not a curated record